Molecule: messenger RNA, 1337 nt
Organism: Lytechinus variegatus (green sea urchin)
Lineage: Eukaryota; Metazoa; Echinodermata; Echinoidea; Temnopleuroida; Toxopneustidae
Product: UPF0561 protein C2orf68 homolog
Exons: 4
Coding region: 104-568 (154 amino acids)
Source: RefSeq, a predicted model, not a curated record
CCAAAAACCUUUGGCAUUCCAUAAAUACAAGCUAUUUACGCUCAUCGCUUCGGAAGUUCAGCUACGUUAAGUUUUCUUUUUUGAAAUUAGACAAAAGUGAGGCAUGCUGGAAGAUUGUGACUUGGAAUUAGACGAUGGGACGAAUGGUAGUGACCGUGGUGGAAAUGUUUCGCGUUUAGAUCUUACUUCCGGAUUCAUGAAACAUAUCAUUCGCAACCAGCAAAACAGGGAUGACUACGACAAGGAGGUGAAAAUAAUGCAAGAGCAGCAGAAAACAAUAGCAAAGGAAAACAAGAGCCAUGCAAAGAAACCAGGACAAGCCAUUUAUGUUCCUCCUGUAAAAGGAAACAAAGGAAGUGGACUUACUGAUGAAAGUGAAAAAACUGUCUUCAGACUUCAGUAUGAGGCCCCAGACAGAGAAAUUUCAGAAUGGCUAGUACAUAAGGGGGAUGAUCCCCAUGGCAUAGCAGUUCGCUUCGGGAGGCAAUGCAGACUCAAUGGUCUUUACAUCAAGGCUUUAGGAUCAGUCAUCGAGGAGGAAAUGGAGAAGAGAGGAUUUCUGACGUGAAGCAGCCUCAGGUUGGGUCAGAGUUAAGGUCAGAUAAGGUCAAAUGCCAGAUGAGGUCGCCUGUCAAAAUGACGGUACAACAGGGAGGUCUGCAACGUGAAGUUUGAUUGAUGGAAAGGAAACAAUCAAACUGGUAUAUGUUUCCAAUCUGUUUGUAUUCCUUGUAAAUCCUUGUUGAUUUUCCAUAUGAAAGGGUAUAUUUUUGUAUUAUUUCUUACACCAUGUUGAUGUAAGACGAAGAUGAUCGAGAUAAGCUCAUGCUUAUUGAUGUGAAGAUGGUUUGAGAGGAAAAAUGGCACCAAAAGGCCCAUUUUUAUUUCAAAAUUCAGAAAAAAACUGCAUUUGAUAAAGGCACAUUGGAAAGUCAUAAAGCCAGAAAUAUGGUAAAUGUUAUUCAAAAUUACCAUAUUGGUUCAUUGAGGAAAAGAAGAUUUAUAAAGACAUGAAGAUAUGUCAUCAUUAAGAUUAAACAAUCAGCAUUGUGUUUUAUUUAAAGAAAUAUGAGAAAAUGUGUGAGGGAAAAUGGCACCCACGCAAAGUUUUUUUUUUUUUAUUCGGAAAAAAAAAAUGCAUGUGAUAAAAGCACAUUGAUACAUCAUGAAAAAACAAUAUUUUCAAAAUUAGAUUUUGCUUCAAGAGACAAACAUUUGGAGAAUUGGUAAAGACACGAAGAAAAAAAGAUAUGUUUUGAAAUUAACCUUUCGCUCAAUGAGUAAGUAAUCAUUUCUUUUUAAGGAAAGCUAACUUAAAGGACAAGUCCACUCCAACA